GGUGGAAGGAGAGCAGUUCCUGUGUGUCAUCAGGAAGGAAGCAGGGGAGGUUGAUUGGAUGGCCCCUAACUGUUGUGUAUGAAGAGACCGUGACCAGUCAGUCCCUGUCCACCCUCCUCGGACUGCUCGUGAUUUCCUCGCGUUUCCCUUCCUCGCUCCAGGUGAGUCAGAGUAAGGCACACGCGCUCUUCCUGCUGGGAGUGACUCAGGUGGAGGAGCUGAUAAAACCACCGGAAUAAAGAAAGCAAAGCGGACGGCGGCCAGCCAGUCGCGAGCCCCCCUGCAGGCCUCUCGCACCCCGGACCUGGAGCUUCGUGCCUUUUGAGCACCUGCACGGGCAGGUCCCGGGGCCCUGCAAAUGGCUCCGUGCUGGUUUAUGACUCUGAGCUGCCUCAGUGUGUCUCUUCUCCUGCCUGCAGCCCUGAGCACCAACAGGAGAGAAGGGCUGUCACCGUCCGUCCUCCCAGUCUGCGACUGCAACGGGAUGUCCCGACAGUGCGUCUUUGACUGGCACCUUCUGAGAGAAACGGGCAACGGGUACCGCUGCCUCAACUGCUUGGGCAACACGGAGGGCGCCCGCUGCGAGAGGUGCAAGGAGGGGUACUUCCGCCAGCGGGAGGAGGACUGCUGCCUGCCUUGCCUCUGCCACCCCCAAGGUGCCCUGAGCCCGCAGUGCGAUAACGACGGCCGGUGCAGCUGCCAACCCGGGGUGAUGGGCGAGAAGUGUGACCAGUGCCAGCCGGGCUUCCACUCCCUCUCCGAGGCCGGGUGCCAGAGAAACGGGCAGAGUCCGCAAUGCGAGUGUGACCCAGCCGGGAGCACCGGGGAUUGCAUCUCAGGUCGCUGUGUCUGCAAGGCAAGCGUAACUGGAGAGCGAUGUGACAGGUGCAGGCAAAACUUCUAUAACUUGGAUGCGAGAAAUCCUGCGGGAUGUUCCCCGUGCUUUUGCUACGGGCACUCAGCUGCGUGUGUCAGUUCUGAGAAUUACAGCGUCUAUAAAAUCACCUCCACCUUCCAGCAAGGUGCUGAAGGCUGGAGAGGUGUCCAUGAAGGUGGGUCACCAGCCCAGCUCCAGUGGUCUCCACGCCAUCAGGACGUGUUUAUCGCAGCAAGGACAUCAGAACCUAUAUAUUUCAUGGCACCUGCAAGAUUUCUGGGGAACCAGCAGCUGAGCUAUGGCCAGACGCUCUCCUUUGAUUAUCGUCUGGAUCGAGGGGGACGUCAACCUUCUCCACAUGAUGUGAUCUUGGAAGGAGCUGGCCUGAGAGUCACUGCCCCCUUCUUGCCUCAUGGGAAGAUCCUGCCCUGUGGCGUCAGCGAGACAUAUGCGUUCAGGUUGGAUGAGCACCCAAGCAGCAAGUGGAGCCCAAGGCUAAAUUUCUUCGAAUAUCGCAGGGCUGCGGGUAACCUGCUGUGUCUCCCUUCAGGCACAGGCUACAUCGAUAAUGUGACCUUGGUGUCAGCGCAACCUGCACCUGGAGUCCCCGCUCCCUGGGUGGAGCACUGCGACUGUCCUGCAGGGUACCAGGGGCAGUUCUGCGAGCGAUGUGCUCCUGGGUACAAGAGAGAAGCUUCCAACCUGGGGCCUUUUGGCAUCUGUGUGCUGUGCAACUGCCAGGGGGGAGGAAUUUGUGAUCCAGAUACUGGUGAAUGUUACUCUGGAGAUGAAAAUGUGGGCAAUAGUAUCAGCUGCCCAUUUGGCUCCUACAGAGACCCGCGGUAUCCUCACACCUGUAGGCCAUGCCCAUGCGAAAAUGGCCAAAGCUGCUCUGUGACACCGGGCGGAGAAGUUGUCUGUGAUCACUGCCCUCCUGGAGCCACUGGUGCCAACUGUGAGUACUGUGCCGAUGGCUAUUUUGGAGACCCCUCAGCUUCCAGGCCGUGCCAGCCUUGCCAGUGUAACGAUAACAUUGAGCCCAAUGCUGUGGGGAACUGUAACCGCCAGACCGGCGAAUGCCUGAAAUGCAUCUACAACACGGCUGGCUUCUACUGUGACCGCUGCAAAGAGGGCUUCUUUGGGAACCCCUUGGCCCCCAACCCCGCAGACAAGUGCAGAGCCUGCAACUGCAACUCAGUUGGUGCCGAGCCCCUGAAGUGCCGAAGUGAUGGGAGCUGCGUUUGCAAGCCUGGCUUCGAGGGCCCCAACUGCGAGCACAAUGAGUGCCCGGCCUGCUACAGCCAGGUGAAAGCACAGGUGGACCUGUACUUGCAGCAGCUGCAGGAGCUAGAGCUGCUUUUCUCAGAGGUGCAGGCUGGCAGCGGGGUCGGGAGCGAGGACCUGGAGGGGAAGAUGCAGCUGGCUGAGGAAACGCUGCGAGCCAUCCUCAGAGAAGCCUUGAGCCUACAAGCCUCUGACAAAUCUCUGGAAAGUCGUGUAUCCAGAAUGAAGGGGCAAGAGUCCAGUUACCAGAGCCGCUUGGAUGACAUCAGGGCAACGGUGGAGAGACUGAGGUUUCUUGGGAGCCGGUAUGAGAAGCAGGUGCAGGACAUUCAGCGGCUGCUGGAGAGAGCAAGGGUGGACCUGGACCGAAGUGGAGCCACUCUGAGUAGAGUUACUAUUCCAAUUUCAGAAUUCCCUGGAGGCUCAAAUAAGUUCCUGAUCCUGGCGCAGGAGGCUCUGAGAUUAGCCAACAGCCACAUGGAAGCAGCCAACACGAUUGAGCAAGCAGCAAAGGCAGCACAGGAUGACUCGCAGCAGGCGCUGGAGCUGGUGCGCUCAGCUGUGAGUGGAGGGGCAGUCGUGUCAAGCUCCUUGCAAGGGCUGCUCAGGAAAUACGAAGAGGUGAAAUCAUUGGCAGGAGACCUGGAGGCUGAAGCUGAUAGAACAGCCUCUGAGGCAGACAAGGCUUAUCAGGGCAGCCUGAUGCUCCUCAACUCCCUGUCCCGCUUGAUGAAGACUGACACUGGGUCCUUUGAGGGGGAGGCAACCCGUCUGAAGCAAGAAGCAAACACUCUCAUGAGCAUGGUGGACACAUAUAUGGCAGGGUACAGGCAGCUGCAAAGCCGUACAGGCCGCUGGGAAGAAGAAAUCAAGCAGCUGUUGCAAAGAGGAGAAGGCGAGAGAGCGGCAUUGAGUCGGCUGCUAUUCCGAGCCAACCUCGCCAGGAGCACAGCCCAGGAAGCAGUGAGUGCUGGCAACGCCACGUUUUACGAAGUGGAACAGAUUCUGAAGAGCCUCAGAGGGUUUAAUGUGCAAGCAGAUGACAAGAGAAGGGAAGCUGAAGAAGCUAUGAGGAGGCUACCAAUUAUCAGCAACAUGGUCUCAAGUGCCAAGGACAAGACUGACCGAGCUGAAGCAGUCCUAGGCAAUGCUGCUUCCGAAUCAAAGACGGCCAGCAGCAAUGCAGCAGAAGCAAAGGAGAUCACCAGUGGGAUUCAGCAGGCAAUUGCGCAGCUGAAGGUGGAAACCAACAGGACGGCUGAUGGAGUCCUAGCCCUGGAGAAGGCAAUCGCCACCUUGCAGCGUGAGGCCAAAGAAGUGGAUGGUGAAUUUGAAAGGAAGGUUUCAGAGGUUGAAGCAGAUGCCACUGUGAUACAGGAGACAGCUCAAGAGGCUCAGAGCGCCCACGCCAAGGCUGGCCAGGCAGGGGUGGCUGUGCAGGAGACACUGAGCGCCCUGGAAGAGCUGCUGCGUCUGAUGGACCAGCCUGGUGCUGUGGAUGACAAAGACCUGAACCACCUCGAACGGACUCUUGGUAAAGCAAAGACCAAGAGGAACCAGUUGAAGGAACAAAUGUUGGGGCUGGAGCAAACAGCCACACUGCAGAAGCUCCGGGUGCAGACACUGGAGAGGAGCAUUGAGGACAUCCUGGCAGAUAUUAAGAACCUGGAGGAUAUUCAGAAAAAUCUUCCUCCUGGCUGUUACAAUACAAAAGCUAUCGAACUACCUUGAGUGGGCUCUGGAAAGACUGCGGCGCAUGUCAGGCUGAAAACAGGAGAGCCUGGCCCAGUUGCUCUCCUCAAACCUGGCAGGACCAGCCGCAUUUGAUUCUGUUGAAUUUAACCUUACACUUGAGUUCAACAUGACAGCUGAAGUUCCCAUCAUCACACUGGUUCCAGAGAGUCCCCGAUUUUCAAAACUGUCCGUCCCUUGGUUACAGGAGGAAGGAGAUGCCUGGUUGUGUAAAGGUGCUACUGACUGAAGAAUAGCCCAUUCUUACAACAGCUCCUUCAAGGCAUAGAUGGGGGCUGCUUGGUGCCACUCUUGGGAGUUUGCAGGGUCUCUACCCCACCCCUUGUGGAUCCCCUCUCGUAGUCUAGCACAGACGGAGGGACUGGAGUCUCUCUCCUUACUGUCCGUACUUGCGUGACCUGUUCCUCCUCAGAUUCUCCUGCAGGGUCUUCCUUACCUUUUGCAACCCAGCAGGUAGGGAAUGAACAGUGUGAAGCAGGAGUUCAGGUGAGUCUCAAGCCAUGGAGCUGGUGAUAAUUCAUGUAGCUUCCCAGAGGGUCCAGUCCUGUCCUCGGUGCAAGUGGUGCUGGCACAGUUUUUGCUGUGGCUUAGACUAGUCAGUGUCAGAUGCCACUGUGACCCUUUUUGUAAAACUUCAGGUCUUCCACAGAGCUUCUCAGUAAGGUGGUUACUCUUUUUCUAGAGGAAAAAGAUAAUGCUAGUUGGUCUUGAGCUCAGGGUGACGUGCUAGAUGGAGGAAGAAGGAGGAUCUGAUGCGAGCAGGUUGCUGGAGGGAGGGAUGGAGAAUUGCUAAGGUCCCUCAGAUGGGUGGAACAGGAAGGACUUACCAUUUCCUUUACCCUGUAAGAAAGGGCACCUUUUCAUCUUUCUCCUGCGUUUCUUUUUGAACCUGUUGACUGACAGCCCUUGAAGGAUGGCUUGCUUGUCAAAGCUACUUUUUGGCAACAGCAGGUCUGCCUAGCAUCCCCAUAUAUACGUACACACAAACACAACCCUUUCUUCCAAGGUCAGUCAGUUCGGUACCAGGCAGCCUCCUGGAUGCCCCUGAGCCCAUGAAAAACAAGUUCCUCUCUUCCGCACAAGCACCAGAGAUGCAGUGGCACUUGUGACAAGAGCAGGGGCUUUCUUCCAGUGAUUGCAGCCAAAAGUACUGGUGUUUGAGGGUUUGGGCCCAGCCUGGUGGAUUGCCAGCAUCCUAAGUUGAAAAAUGUCCUAAAUAUGUCUCCACUUCCAGUUCGGUGCUGUCUGUUCCUUCCCCUCCCUCAUAGGUGGUGUUGGAUGUUUCACUGAGAAAACUCUAGAGCUAAAGUAACUGUGUGUAGAUCUUUGUUUGGGUUUUUCUGUUGUAAAUCUCUCCUGAUGAGAGCUUGGAGGAGCUAUGACGUUCCCUUCAUCCAUCUUAUGUUUUCUUGUGGGUUCAGCUCCAUUUUGACAGCAUUUCCAGCUUCCUUUUGGCGCCACUUCAUGGAAGAGAGCCUGGGGGUAGCAGAUGCUGACGGAACUCUGCUGAAGAGCCCUGACCUGCCUGGUGAUGAGAGGACUGGACUAAAGGAGGACUCCAAGACUAAAGGAGGAGGACGCUUUGGGGAUGAACUUAUCCGUUGUUAGCUUUGAUUCUCUGACAAAGCGGUGCCAAUGUUUUUGCUUGAUGAGGAUAUACUGAAGAAUUGCAUGUGUCAUACUUUUAUUUAAGUGAUAUAUAGUUUUGCCUCUGGCACGUUUUCUUUCUCCCAUUGCGCAGUGUAGGAUAGGUAUUGUGGAUGUGACUUUGUUUUCCCUUGAGUUGGGUUUUUUCAGGGGGAGGAAGUCAAUAAAUAAUGAAUA
This is a messenger RNA of Struthio camelus australis, 5737 nucleotides long. The record is from RefSeq and is a predicted model, not a curated record. NCBI's taxonomy places the organism in Eukaryota, Metazoa, Chordata, Aves, Struthioniformes, Struthionidae.